GACAACAUACUGAAAGGAAAAUUUUUUAUUUUGCAGAAUAACAUUGAUUUUUGCCCGUGCAGCGGAUGAUCCUAAGAAUAGAAAUCAGAGGCUCUUUGCUGCUGCUCAUUUGUUAUGCCGCGAUGGCUGAGAUCGCCCGUGCCUCAUCUCAGCGUGACCUGGUCGCAGGCACACUGCUGAUAUCCUACUGCAGUCAAGCGAAGCCCGCUCAUGCAUGAACACCGUGCAUCGCGCUGGCAACUGACCGCCCCUUAGCCCUUCCGCCUCUGCUGGAGCGCGGGGGUUCCAGAAAAAUAGCAGAUGCAGCAUGCGCAUCAUGCCCUGGCCGUCUUCUAUGCAUCGUGCAUAUUAAUCGCUAAUCUAAUUAUAGCCCGCAAAAGCGAUGACGAAAAAAAGGGUGCUUGGCGCCGAGCCAGAAAGCAAGCUCGCCUCCUUUUUCCACAAUUCUCUCUUGUCAUGGGCAAUCGCAAAAAGCCGUUCAGCACAAAGCAGAAGAAGGCGCAAAUUCAGGCCAAGCGCAUACGCAAGCGCGCCCAGGCCGAGGAGGAUGCCGACGCGUGGGAUUUCAAUAAGCAGAACCUUCCUGACUACACCGGCAAGGCCGUCCCGGCGCAGCCAGUGGCACCAAGCGCCGCAGUCAGGAAUGCGCUUACUGCGGCUGCGCCGAGCCGUAGCAAGCUGACUUCGCAAUUCGAUAAGCUGACACGACAGGAGAUCGACGCCAACAAAAAGCGCAGCAUGCUGCCGCUGCACCGGCUCAGCAGCCAGGAUGGCCUGACCAUGUCAUUUGCGGAUGCGUACUCGGCCGACGUGGACAUCCCGGUGCGUCCGCCGUGGUCAUACGAGCUGUCGAGGGAGGCGCUGGAGCGCCGUGAGGAAGCGUACUUUGAUGUCUGGCUGCAGAAGAUCCAGAAGCUGAAGGACAUGGACACCGUCAGCCUGUACGAGAAGAACCUUGAGGUCUGGCGGCAGCUGUGGCGCGUGGUCGAAAUCAGCGACAUCCUGCUGCUGGUUGUGGACAUCCGCCAUCCAGUCUUGCAUUUCCCGCCAUCGCUCUACCGAUACAUCUCCGAGACCACCGGCAAGCCAAUCGUGGUCGUGCUGAACAAGACCGACCUGGUCGCAGCCAACACCGUCAAGGCGUGGAAGCGGUACUUUAAGGAACAGUUCCCAUCGGUGACGCUGACGAGCUUUGGCUGCUACAGGAACAGCGAGGAGAUCCUGAACGACACUAAUGUGUGCGAUCUGAAGCUGCGCCGGAAGAAGCCGCGUAAGCGUGUCUAUGAUUCGUCGCAGGUCAGCGAUCUACUUGCCGCCUGUCGCCAUGUGUGCGUCGCUGAGAAGCGUGAUUUGGUCGAGUGGGAUUCGCUCAUUGCGCGGUACCAGCCCACUAGUGAGGCUGCAAAUGAGCUGCCUGGCCACGAAUCGGACAGCGACAGUGAGGAGGGCGACUCGGAUGAUGAGGGUGAGCAAGGCGGCUCGGACGCCGCGGAGCCGAGCCAGUCGGCACUAGCGGGUCAUGUCGAGACGGUGAGCAGCAAGUACGUUACGUUGGGGCUCGUGGGCCACCCGAACGUGGGCAAGAGCACAGUUAUCAACAGCAUCAUGGGCCGCACCGUUGUGAGUGCCAGCCGCACACCCGGCCACACCAAACACUUCCAGACCAUCCAUGUUACGCCCACCCUGCGUUUGUGUGAUUGUCCUGGCCUGGUGUUCCCAUGUGUUAUAGAGCGCCCGCUCCAGAUUCUGGCUGGCCUCUACAACAUUGCGCAAGUGCAGGAGCCGUUUACCUGUGUCCAGUACCUGGCAGAGCGCGUGCCCGUCGAGCGUGUACUGAAUCUGGAAAAGCCCGAGCCAACAGCGCUGGCAGGCGAUGAGUGGUCAGCCUGGGCCAUUUGUGAAGCGUUCGCGGUUGACCGCGGCUACUACACAUCCAAGGCUGCCCGCCCUGAUGUGUACCGAGCAGGUAAGCUAUCAACAAUUUCCUACCGCCUGUUGGACCGACUUUUUGCCGUACUAGUGACAAAAAAUAGGGAGGGUGAAUGGAUGGGUAUUUGCAAAUCCUGCCCAUCCUAGCAUUCCAUCCGCGCCAUCCAUCCUGACGGCUAGCCAGCCAGCACAUAUCAACGGGGGGCACAUGCGUGGGGAUGUAUGGCGUUCAUCACCAGAUUCGCACUUUGCUGUAUUCGCUAUAGCACAAUUGUGUGUCAUGGUUGGGCUCCCGCGUGCCGGUGAACAAAUUCCUAUAGUUCACCAAAAACCGAGCAGCGGAGUUCGCAGCUGCUGCCUCCUGCAUUCACUCCAUGUCACUGAGCGCUCUGC
This is a messenger RNA of Linderina pennispora, 2322 nucleotides long. RefSeq names its product P-loop containing nucleoside triphosphate hydrolase protein. NCBI's taxonomy places the organism in Eukaryota, Fungi, Kickxellomycota, Kickxellomycetes, Kickxellales, Kickxellaceae. The transcript is spliced from 2 exons. The coding region runs from base 301 to 2076 and encodes 591 amino acids. The record is from RefSeq and is a predicted model, not a curated record. Gene Ontology annotation, molecular function: GTP binding; GTPase activity.